AUUGAUUUUCACUCAUCACUUUGCAACGAUUCGAUCUACGGAGGCUUAACGACCAAGUUGGAUGCUCGGAAAAUUGAUCAAAAUGGAGGAGAAAACCGGAUCAUCAGAGGUAGAGAUCGGUGAGAAAGACGAAGCUAAGAAACAAUCAAAGGAUCCUGAGUUUAUAAGCUGUAUGAUGCAGCCAACAACAACCGAUUCAGAUCCACAAUACAUCGGAAUUCGCCGGAUUCUUCUUCAUCGGAAAGCUGAAUCUGGUGUUAUCUCUCGCCGCCGUUAUGAUUGGAGAUGCAAUGGAAAAGGAUAUGUUGCAUAUCGUAAUUUCAUUAGCAAACCUAGAAAAUGGGAGAAUCUGAGAACGCCUAGUCUCUUAAGUAGUCCAGGAAACAGUGGUCGAUGGUUACCGUCUCCGAGUCCUCUUUCUCAUCAAUUUGAAGCUGAGAGCUUUACUUCUAGUAGAGAUUUACGGAGUGUUAAUCAGGUUUCAAGCCGUAGAGCGAGUUUUAGUUCAAGUUUGAGUGAUGGUGAUAGUUCUUAUCGUCGUGGUGGUGUUGAACAUGCUUAUUCGUUUGUUGGAAUGCAUUGCAUCUUCGAUCAAUGCAAAUCUUCUGUUACUGUUCUCAAGUUUGGCCACAUGAGUUCUGAUUUACUUGCAUAUGGAGCAUCAGAUGGAAGCUUAACAGUUUGUAGUCUCUUAGAAGAGCCUUCUGUCCUCAAGCAGUUGACAGGGCACUCUAAAGAUGUCACAGAUUUUGACUUCUCGUCAAACAAUCAAUAUAUCGCGUCAUCAUCACUUGAUAAGACAAUACGAGUAUGGGAGUUGUCAAGAGGCGUUUGUAUUAGAGUUAUAUAUGGAAUCUCUCCACAGUUUUGUAUCCGUUUCCACCCUGUUAAUAACAAUUUCCUCUCUGCUGGCAAUGCAAACAAGGAACUCACGGUGUUCAAUUUCAGCACUGGGAGAAUUAUUAAAAAACUGUUGUUCGAGGAUGAGGUGACAUCUAUGGACCAUGAUCACACUGGCCAAAUAAUUUUCUGUGGAGAUGGGCAGGGAACUAUAUAUUCAGUUAGCAUGGAUUCGCAUACAGGUUCAUUAUCCCGGUCUCAUCGCCAUCGUACUAAUCACAAAUCCCCUGUCACAACUGUGAAGUACCGAAGCUUCUCCCUCCUGGCAUCAGGCCCUGUUCUGCUCACAUGUACUCAGGACGGAAACUUGUGUUUCUUUAGGUUAUCUGACUUUGCGUUGCUCCCUCAAAUUAGCCCCGCGAAUACACAGAAUCCAAGCAUCGUUUUGCCCGCUAUUAUCCCUAGAGAAGGAGAAUACAUAGUUGCUGGGAGCGAGGACUCGAAUGUCUACUUCUAUGAUCUAACCAAACCAAAGCACACAUGCGUAAACAAGCUACAGGGUCACAGGUUUCCAGUAAUGUGUGUUGCGUGGAACCAUGGAGAGAACUUGUUGGCUUCGUCUGAUUUCUAUGGUGUUGUCAUUGUAUGGAAAAGAGCAAAGACAAGCUCAUAAGAUUCAAUAGCUUUAAUGGUUGGGACAGACGCGUCCAUAAUGAGUUAAUGACUCUUUCUAUAGAUAAGUUGGUAGACAUUUUGAAGAGAUCAAGAUAAUUGUACUCGCAAUGUUUUUGUUUUGUCACAUUAUUAUGAACCAGAUUAGUUAGCAGUAAAAUUAAUGAAGAUUA
Arabidopsis arenosa is the source of this 1685-nucleotide messenger RNA. Lineage: Eukaryota; Viridiplantae; Streptophyta; Magnoliopsida; Brassicales; Brassicaceae. The record is from the annotation of a GenBank genome assembly.